AUGCUGGCGCUGGGAGGAGACAAGCGGAGUGAGAGGCGUGUUGCCAAACACUCAGAUGCUGGACAUCACAAGCAACUCUCCUCUCAACCCAUUACCCGGCAAAUGAUUAAACACAUUGCUCGCGUUGCCAGCAGGGUUAUGACGUGCCAGUCGAGCAUUUCCUCUAGCUGUUUUAAUCCGCGUCAGAUGCCAUCGAAAGACCGUUCCGAUGCAAUAAAGCGGCAGGAUACUUCUACAACCACAGUUUUCAUACAUGAUUUCCCGACACUGCACGACUUCAUCGGCCAUAUCGUCAAGGCGUGCAAGGUGACCGCACCUGCUCUGUUAGCUGCUCUCGUCUACAUGGGCCGUCUGAAGGCCAAGCUGCAACCCGGACACUGGGGUUUACGUUGCACACCGUAUCGCAUUUUUCUCGCCUCACUCAUCCUAGCCGAUAAAUUUCUAUACGAUACCGCGUUCAAGAACAAACAAUGGGCCAGGUUUACGAUGACGUACUAUGCGGGACAUACUUUUGGGUUCGAUAUCGGCGACAUUAACGUGAUGGAAAGAGAAAUGUUGAAGCUACUAAACUGGGAUCUGCGUGUGACCGACACGGACUUAUAUAAAGAACUAGAUCACCUCGCCAUGCCUUUCUGGCAUAGAGAAAUCUGGAUGGAACUAGGUUCACGACUGACGAUAAAAGCGAGCUAA
This is a messenger RNA of Drechmeria coniospora, 690 nucleotides long. RefSeq lists its product as uncharacterized. The record is from RefSeq and is a predicted model, not a curated record. NCBI's taxonomy places the organism in Eukaryota, Fungi, Ascomycota, Sordariomycetes, Hypocreales, Ophiocordycipitaceae. The transcript has a single exon. Gene Ontology annotation, biological process: regulation of cyclin-dependent protein serine/threonine kinase activity. Gene Ontology annotation, molecular function: cyclin-dependent protein serine/threonine kinase regulator activity; protein kinase binding. Gene Ontology annotation, cellular component: cyclin-dependent protein kinase holoenzyme complex; nucleus. The coding region runs from base 1 to 690 and encodes 229 amino acids.